UGGAGAGGAGUGUGUCCUCACAGCUGUCGGUGUGCCUCUGCGGUUUGCACCCGGGAGGUAACGGCGGUGCGCAUGGCGUCGACGGCUCACCUGGGCGUCACCUGCCAGGUCAAGGAGAACCCGGGGGUGAGCGCACGGCCCCGGAUGGAUGCAAAACAGAACAGGUCCCUUGCAGUUGGCCACCAGUACUCGUCGCUGGGCACCCAGCCCAUCCUCUGUGGCUCCAUCCCCGGGCUGGUGCCGAAGCAGCUUCGCUUCUGCCGUAACUACGUGGAGAUCAUGCCCAGCGUGGCUGAGGGCGUCAAGCUUGGCAUCCAAGAGUGCCAGCACCAGUUCCGUGGACGACGCUGGAACUGCACCACCGUCAAUGACAACCUGGCCAUCUUCGGACCCGUGCUGGAUAAAGCCACCCGAGAGUCGGCCUUUGUGCACGCCAUCGCAUCGGCUGGUGUCGCCUUUGCUGUGACACGCUCCUGUGCUGAGGGCUCUGCCACGAUCUGCGGCUGCGACACGCGGCACAAAGGCCCCCCCGGCGAUGGAUGGAAGUGGGGCGGCUGCAGCGAAGACGUCGAGUUCGGCAGCAUGGUGUCCCGUGAGUUUGCUGAUGCUCGGGAGAACCGCCCUGAUGCUCGGUCUGCCAUGAACCGCCACAACAACGAGGCCGGCCGCACGUCCAUCAAUGACCACAUGCAUCUGAAAUGCAAGUGCCACGGCCUUUCGGGGAGCUGCGAGGUGAAGACCUGCUGGUGGUCCCAGCCUGACUUCCGAGUGAUCGGGGAUUACCUGAAAGACAAGUAUGACAGCGCCUCUGAGAUGGUGGUGGAGAAGCAUCGUGAGUCCCGCGGCUGGGUCGAGACCCUGCGGCCCAGGUACGCCUACUUCAAGCCGCCGACCGAGCGUGACCUCGUCUACUACGAAAGCUCACCCAACUUCUGUGAGCCCAACUCAGACACGGGCUCCUUCGGCACUCGUGACCGCAUCUGCAACCUGACCUCACACGGCAUAGAUGGCUGCGACCUGUUGUGCUGUGGUCGGGGCCACAACACACGCACUGAGAGGCGCAAGGAGAAGUGCCACUGCAUCUUCCACUGGUGCUGCUACGUCAGCUGUCAGGAGUGUGUGCGGAUCUAUGAUGUCCACACCUGCAAGUAGAGGUGCCCUCGGUCCUGUGGCAGACGCAGCCGUUUCACUGAUAGAGAGCGGGCUGGGGGACAUCGGGGAGGGACUCGGUAAACAUGGCCUCUGCAGGCUAGGGAUGGGGCUCGUCUGGAGGGAUGAAGAGAAAUUAGUUUCUUAUUUGUGCCUUGUUCACGCACACGCAAACAAACGAAACACAAACUGCUGGCCGUCGUGGCAUUUUCAAUGUAGUUGACGGCCGUUCAUCAUGCACAAGGCACCCGGUGGGGUGCUGGUGGGUCAACCUCUGUCCUGGGGGCUCCGCAUUGUUAGCCCUUGACGACCUGCGGGUAUCUUGCCUCUGUGGAGCGCCGACUACGGCUCAAGACCACACCGUGGGCAUUGUGGAAACCACUCAAUCUAAGUCGAGACUCUUUUAGUCGAGGAGAGCUUUUUUCCUUUUGUAACUGGGGCGAUGUUGUGUGAAUGAGACUGCAGGACAAGGGUCUCAAGAGAGUCUCUUUUAAAAAGAGGAGUGUUCUGUGACACGUGGCAUCAUGAAUUCCCCCGGUGAAACCUGUGAAAGGUCUCUCUACAUCAUGGUCAGCAGCGAGAGGGGCCCUCCAGUCCCCCAGUUAAUGAAAUCUUUGAGGUUGCCUCCAUCCUCUGCAUGUUUCCGAGAUGUACCUGCUACUUUUGGUCCCCAAGAGCUCAUUGUCUCCAUCUCAGUUGACUUGAAUAAUGGCAUGUCAUCCGGUAUGUUUUGUCUGAUUUUCUUUUGCAGCAUUUUUUCUCUAGUUCAAAAGCACAUGUAUUUCCUUUACAUUUUCAGUAAAUGAGUGUUAUCCAGUAUUGUGAUUUGAAUGGAUGUUUUGCGUUUAUUAAAUAUAGUGUUAACCAGCUACUAACAUUUAGGUAAGAAUGCACUUGCACCUGUGUGAAUGUAUUGUGACGAUUUUAUUUUGUUGUUUUUCACUCUUUAACGUUCUCACCCUUGUCCCGGCCUGCUCAGCACGGGCACGUCUGCUUCUCCCGGUCCUUCGUCUGCAAACUUAGAACGAUUCCCCAGAACCCUUGAGUUAAAUCAGCCAGUUCAGUUCAGAGUUAAAUCAGCCAGGCUCUGUGUCAUUUGUGGUGCUGGAAAAUAUUGCAGCUUCACGUAGAUCUUUGUGCGGCUCUUCCGGUGUCCUUUGCAUGGCAUGCGUGCGUGAUGAUGGAACUGGAAUAGUAAGUCAGAAUGCACGGAUCUCUUUGCUGGAAAGGGUGUGAGAGCAACAAGCAACAGGCAUCACCGGGCUCAGAUGGGCCCUGUCCCCUGCUCAGUGGUGGCCCCAACAAAGCAGCAUCCUCCUCAGAGUGGAUCAGUAUUUGGUUUUCUUCGGACACAGAAGGCUCUGUUGAAACAGCGAAAGGGAAUUCCAAUAAGGCCGCCCGCGUUUGGAGCCUCAGUCUUCCUGCACGCAUACACCGCUUUUCGGCGUUCUCGUCUCUAAAAAUGUGACAAACUAACAAAAAUCAUUGUUGAAGUCUUGCAGUAUUUUCCAGAAACCCUGUCCUCAUCCCUGACAGUUUGGGCCGACACCAUUGUAGCUUGGAACUAGUAGAAACGACACAAGGCCCGUUCCUGUAUUUGGCUCUCCACGCGCCUGGCCAGACAUGCAGGCAAUACCUUGGUCUGGUCCUACGCGGACCUUCCCCACGGAGGGGUGUGUCUGAUAACUGCUGCAUCCACCCACUUCUUCA
Molecule: messenger RNA, 2859 nt
Organism: Scleropages formosus (Asian bonytongue)
Lineage: Eukaryota; Metazoa; Chordata; Actinopteri; Osteoglossiformes; Osteoglossidae
Gene: wnt3a
Product: wingless-type MMTV integration site family, member 3A
Exons: 4
Coding region: 73-1152 (359 amino acids)
Biological process (GO): multicellular organism development; canonical Wnt signaling pathway; cell fate commitment
Cellular component (GO): extracellular region
Molecular function (GO): frizzled binding; cytokine activity
Source: RefSeq, a predicted model, not a curated record